AUGAAUAACCUCUUCUCCAAGCCUAAGCGGGUCGUCUUCAUCGGGGCGGCUGGCGAGAUGUGCCGUAUUGCCGUCGAGCGCUUCGCGGCAGCCACGGACAUCCCGCUCGUCCUCGCCGACAUUAAUGUGGCUGCCAUUGCGCCGCUGGAGGCUACACUCCCUGUGGGACGGGCAACUGUUCUGAAGCUGGAUCUCUAUGAUCGUCCUGCACUACUCGCCGCCACCGAUGGCGCGUCGCUUGUCGUCCUCGGCGCCGGUCCAUAUGCCAAGACCAGCGAACCCGUGCUCACAGCCUGUCUUGAGAACAGAGUUCCUUACCUCGAUUUCGAUGAUGAUGUGGAGAGCACGACUGCAGCUCUCGCCUUGCACGAGAAGGCAAAGGCCGCCGGCGUGCCGUGCUUUAUUGGCUGCGGUGCCUCGCCCGGAAUGACGAAUGUAAUGGCCGUCGAUGCUGCCCAGGGAAUUGAGAAGGUGGAUUCGAUUGAUGUUUGCUGGCUAGUUGGUGACGAGCGACCUGGUAUUGGGAAGGCCGUUCUCGAGCACCUGAUGCACAUUGCUGCCGGCCCCUGCCUUACCUGGGCGAAUGGAAAAGCCAUUGUCAAUGAAUCGUGGGUUGAGACCGGUUAUGCCCCAAUGUAUGGUGACCACGGAGAGACGCUCCUCCACGAAACGGCCCACCCCGAGCCUGUGACCCUCCCACGCCUCUUUCCCAACGCCGGCCGCAUCCGCUGCCUUGGUGGCCUGCACCCUGCACCAUUUAAUGGCGUUGCCCGGGGCCUCGGUGUCGCUGUGCGGAGCCAACAAAUCACUCUUGAUGAGGCCGUUGGUUUCCUGCUGAAUCUGAUUAACAACCCUACCCCCAUGGAGGGCUGGCAGGCCGCUAUGGGUGAGGCCACUGGAUACUUCCGUGGCGGCGACAUCUCACUCAAGGAGCUGUGGCAGAUCAUCGCCCACACCGCCAGCGCCCUUGGACCAUGGCGCCACGCUAUCUGCGGAAUGCUUGACCAGAUUAAGACAGGUGAAUGUACCUCUGGAGAUGUGCUCAGCUUCCUUCUUGACUCUGCUCGCGGGAAGAUCGGACCGUACUGCGCAGGCCUAACUGUGCGGGUCGCUGGUACUCGCAAUGGCAUGCCGGUCGUUCAAACGAAGCGCACAGGCCCGUGUGGUGAGGGCUCUGUCCUUUUCAAAAAUAUGGCUGCUAUCACUGGGGGUGCUUGUUCCGCGUUUAUGAUUCAGGCACUAGAGGAUAGUUCCAAGCUUAGCGGGGUUUUUGCCCCCGAGGACUGGGUUGAACCCCAGGCCUUCUACAAAUCUCUUAUCCGUGUAGGUAUCCCGCAGAAUGAGCUCGCUCAUCUGCUUGAGGUUGGCGCUGAAGCCAAAUCACGACUGUAA
Molecule: messenger RNA, 1392 nt
Organism: Aspergillus pseudoviridinutans
Lineage: Eukaryota; Fungi; Ascomycota; Eurotiomycetes; Eurotiales; Aspergillaceae
Product: saccharopine dehydrogenase family protein
Exons: 1
Coding region: 1-1392 (463 amino acids)
Source: RefSeq, a predicted model, not a curated record